GAGCACGAGUGGGGUGGGGCGUGCCCACGGGCCCCCGCCCCCCUCGUCCCCCCCGCCCAGCUCCGGAGCCGCAGCCGGGCCGGCGGGCCAGGGGUCCGCGGCGCACCCUCUCCGCUGCGUUCUUCAGCCAGCCAGGCCUACCAGGACGCCGUGUGAAGCAGGAACAGGGGGGACAGGGACGCCCCCUUCAGCAGGAGCCGUCGGAGGGGCGGACCCGAGACCAGGCGAGCAGCCCCGCAGGAGCCAGGCUCAGGGUCUGGGACGCAGUCGGGAGCGCAGAGGGCCGGCUGGGCGCCGCAGAGCCAGCAGGCUGGCCCGGGCCUCCUGGGUGACAGGCCCUGCGUGGCUGGCUGGGAAGAAGUGACUGGAGACCUGCAGGAAAGAGACUGGACCUAGAGGAGGGGCGGCUGCCUCGCUGUCCUUGCUGAGCCCCGGGGACCAAGGAAUUUAGAGCAGCGUUUCCCCAUCCUGAAAAAGACGAUUGCUGUCCAGAGCAGCACCCUUUAUCUGAGACAGCGCUGGGGGCGGGGGUCCUUGGGGCCUGGAACCUCACCCCACGCUCCUUUAACUGGGGCCUCUGGGCCUCACAGAGGACCCCGGGUUCGCAAGGAGGCCUUCGGGGUCCCGGCCCCUGCGGCUGCAGCAGUGGCCAUGUCAAGGCCAGGCCAGGGUGUGAUGAUGCCCGUGAACGGGCUGGGCUUCCCACCGCAGAAUGUGGCCCGGGUGGUGGUGUGGGAGUGGCUAAAUGAGCACAGCCGCUGGCGGCCUUACACGGCCACCGUGUGCCACCACAUCGAGAACGUGCUCAAGGAGGACUCCCGUGGUUCUGUGGUCCUGGGGCAGGUGGACACCCAGCUGGUGCCCUACAUCAUCGACCUGCAGUCCAUGCACCAGUUUCGCCAGGACACAGGCACCAUGCGGCCGGUGCGGCGCAACUUCUACGACCCGUCGUCCGCGCCGGGCAAGGGCAUCGUGUGGGAGUGGGAGAACGACGGCGGCGCGUGGACGGCCUACGACAUGGACAUCUGCAUCACCAUCCAGAACGCCUACGAGAAGCAGCACCCGUGGCUCGACCUCUCGUCGCUCGGCUUCUGCUACCUCAUCUACUUCAACAGCAUGUCGCAGAUGAACCGCCAGACGCGCCGGCGCCGCCGCCUGCGCCGCCGCCUGGACCUGGCCUACCCGCUCACCGUGGGCUCCAUCCCCAAGUCGCAGUCGUGGCCCGUGGGCGCCAGCUCGGGCCAGCCCUGCUCGUGCCAGCAGUGCCUGCUGGUCAACAGCACGCGCGCCGCCUCCAACGCCAUCCUGGCCUCGCAGCGCCGCAAGGCGCCCCCCGCGGCCCCGCCGCCGCCGCCUCCCGGAGGGCCGCCCGGCGCGCUCGCCGUGCGCCCCAGCGCCACCUUCGCGGACAACUCCACCAGGCCCGUGUUGCAGCUGGGGAGGCUGAGGCUGGGAGCGGUCUGCUCCCUCCUGACGGUCCCCCAGCUGGAGAACGGGGCGUGGAAUUCAGAGCCGGAGGAUUCCAGAAGGUGCAGGUAUGUCCAGAAGCCAAACCAGAGCCCUCGGAUCUUCCGGUGUGUGGGGCUGAAGUCCAGCUGCGGCCUCUUUUCUCCCCUCAGGGUCCCCGCGCUCCCGGUGAAGAACUUGAAUGGUACGGGGCCCGUCCAUCCGGCCCUGGCAGGGAUGACCGGGAUCCUGCUGUGUGCCGCCGGCCUGCCCGUGUGCCUGACGCGGGCCCCCAAGCCCAUCCUGCACCCGCCGCCCGUGAGCAAGAGCGACGUCAAGCCCGUGCCCGGCGUGCCCGGGGUGUGCCGCAAGACCAAGAAGAAGCACCUCAAGAAGAGUAAGAACCCCGAGGAUGUGGUUCGAAGGUACAUGCAGAAGGUGAAGAACCCGCCCGAUGAGGACUGCACCAUCUGCAUGGAGCGGCUGGUCACAGCAUCCGGCUACGAAGGCGUGCUUCGGCACAAGGGCGUGCGACCCGAGCUCGUGGGCCGCCUGGGCCGCUGCGGCCACAUGUACCACCUGCUGUGCCUCGUGGCCAUGUACUCCAAUGGCAACAAGGACGGCAGCCUGCAGUGCCCCACGUGCAAGGCCAUCUACGGAGAGAAGACGGGCACCCAGCCGCCCGGGAAGAUGCGGUUCCACCUCAUCCCGCACUCGCUGCCCGGCUUCGCCGACACCCAGACCAUCCGCAUCGUCUACGACAUCCCCACAGGCAUCCAGGGCCCUGAGCACCCCAACCCAGGCAAGAAGUUCACCGCAAGAGGCUUCCCGCGUCACUGCUAUCUGCCCAACAACGAGAAGGGCCGGAAGGUGUUGAGGCUGCUCAUCACCGCCUGGGAGCGGAGACUCAUCUUCACCAUCGGCACGUCCAACACCACAGGCGAGUCGGACACCGUGGUGUGGAACGAGAUCCACCACAAGACCGAGUUUGGAUCCAACCUCACGGGCCACGGCUACCCGGACGCUAGCUACCUAGACAAUGUGCUGGCCGAGCUCACAGCCCAGGGCGUGUCCGAGGCUGCAGCCAAGGCCUGAGGCCCCGGGGGCGGCCCACCUUCCCUCCUGCUUUGCCCCUGGUCCGGCACUUGCCUCCCUCUGCCAGGCGCGUCCUGGUGGCCCGGGUUCAGGGCUGGGGAGGAGCCCGCGGAAGGAGCCAGAAGCGUCCUGGGGGUUUGGCUGAUGGCGGUUGGAAUGAUGGGAGGAGGAUGGCAGGCCAGCCGGCUCCGACCCGUAGCUCCCUGAGAGGGUGGCGGAGAGAACACCGGAACCACAGUAACCUCCCUACGGAAAAGACAGAGCCCCACCCCCUCGCGCAAACACACGUGUCCUGUUGAACACACGCACGCGCACCCACGUGCCUCUACUUACCCCCGGGCUGGGGGGAAAGAGACGGAAGACCCCUGUGAUCCUCCACGUGGACUCCCACCCGCGUCUCGAUUCAGCUCAAGCGCCUGGGGGAAAGGGGCCCCCCUCUGCUACCCACUGAUGGGCACUUGUGGGCCCAGGGGUAGAACCCGAAGUUAGCAGUUUUGCAAAGGGGCAGAGGCCAGAGAGAGGGGGACUAGAGGGACCUUGUUUUGUGCUUGUGUCUCUUCAUCCUUCUGGGACUCUCGCCUCCUUCUUCUCCCCUCCCGUCCCCAGGCCUUAUGUCUGUCCCAGAUAAAGGCACUGUUCUCCCUUCCUCCCCAUCCUGUCCUCUCCGCCAAAUCGCUCCCAACGCCGAGAUCCAAAGGCUGGAUGAGGCCGAGCUUAGGCCAGCGGGUCUAAAAAAGCAGACCGGACAGCAAAGAGUCCAUUUCCCUUUCUUGGGAGUGGGCAGUGGGGUGGCUGACGGUCUUGGCCAACCAGGGGCCUGUUGCCCAGGCAACUCACCAGCUCCGCCUCUGUUGAUUGGCUGCCACGGUGGAAGUCAGCCAAGAUUUAAAGGGACGCCAGCGACUGCUCUUUUGAAAACCUACCAGUCCCACUGUGGGUGGAGAAAUAAAUGGUCUUUCUCC
This is a messenger RNA of Panthera uncia (snow leopard), 3503 nucleotides long. RefSeq names its product deltex E3 ubiquitin ligase 1 (gene DTX1). Lineage: Eukaryota; Metazoa; Chordata; Mammalia; Carnivora; Felidae. The record is from RefSeq and is a predicted model, not a curated record. Bases 652 to 2541 code for a protein of 629 amino acids. The transcript has 10 exons. Gene Ontology annotation, molecular function: zinc ion binding; ubiquitin protein ligase activity. Gene Ontology annotation, cellular component: nucleoplasm. Gene Ontology annotation, biological process: Notch signaling pathway; protein ubiquitination.